Molecule: messenger RNA, 795 nt
Organism: Chiroxiphia lanceolata (lance-tailed manakin)
Lineage: Eukaryota; Metazoa; Chordata; Aves; Passeriformes; Pipridae
Product: olfactory receptor 6B1-like
Biological process (GO): G protein-coupled receptor signaling pathway
Cellular component (GO): membrane
Molecular function (GO): olfactory receptor activity
Source: RefSeq, a predicted model, not a curated record
AUGUGUUUCUUUCUCAGCAACCUCUCCUUCCAGGAGGCUUGGUACAUCCAGCUACUGUUGGUGAACUUUCUUGUUGAAAGCAAGAAUAUAUCUUUUGAAGGCAGUCUGAUGCAGCUUUACUUCUUCAGCUCCCUUAUUUGUACUGAGUGUGUCUUCCUUGCAGUUAUGACUUAUGAUUGUUACGUGGCCAUUUGCAAUCCCCUGAGCUAUUCAGUCAUCAUGUUACUUGCCACAUGCUCCUGGCUCAUGGGCUUCUUUAUCUCCAUGCUGAAAGUACUUUUCAUCUCUCAGAUGUCUUUUUGUGGCUCCAAUAUCAUCAAGCACUUCUGGAGUGACAUCAGACCCUUGCUGAAUAUAUCAUGUAUGGACAUGAUGGUGACUGGAACAGUGAAUUUCAUCCUGGUCUUACUUAUCUUGCUGGUUUCACACUCUGUCACAAUUAUUUCCUAUAUAUGCAUCAUCAGCAGCAUCUUGCAUAUCCCCACACCCCAGAGCAGGAAGAAAGCCUUCUUCACCUGUGUUUUGCACCUCGCUGUAGUCGUCUUCUUUUCAGUCUUUCUGUUCAUGUAUGCGUGACCCAAAAGAAUCCAUUUUUUUUACUUCAACAAACUGGUAUCUACUGUGUACACUACUGUAUAUCCCAUGCUAGAUCCCUUCAUUUACUGCCUAAGGAACCAGGAGGUUAAAGUGGCUUUGAAAAAAUCUUCAUUGUUAGGCAGAUGUUCUCCAAGGUAUUUCAAGCCAUUGCUGUCCACCAUUAAGAUAGUUCCUAUUGACAGAAUGUGCGAGAGUUAG